This is a messenger RNA of Cryptotermes secundus, 3616 nucleotides long. RefSeq names its product ubiquitin carboxyl-terminal hydrolase 45 (gene Usp16-45). Gene Ontology annotation, biological process: protein deubiquitination. Gene Ontology annotation, cellular component: nucleus; cytosol. Bases 540 to 3506 code for a protein of 988 amino acids. The transcript is spliced from 15 exons. Gene Ontology annotation, molecular function: cysteine-type deubiquitinase activity; zinc ion binding; cysteine-type endopeptidase activity. The record is from RefSeq and is a predicted model, not a curated record. Lineage: Eukaryota; Metazoa; Arthropoda; Insecta; Blattodea; Kalotermitidae.
UAUGCGUAAGGCAUGAAUUGUGUAUUGAUGUUGGCUUUGGUGAGGGGAAAUAUUUCGUUGAACAAGUAGCCAGAAUUUGCAGUUCUUAAUUGCAGGUUAAUUCAGUAAAGUGCAAAUGUCUAUCGGAAAUGAAGGAUUCGCCUAACACAUCUUUCAUACAUGGAAGACUAUUUAUAUGUGAAGCAGGGAAGAUAUUGAUGAGUUCAUGGACCCUGACGUUUUGUCUUUUUCUUCUAAUUUUUGUGUAAUGUAAUACUAACGUCUCUAAAUAGGUUGAAAACGUGUACGUUUAUUUUUAGUCUUCUGCACAUGGUAAUCGGUGUUCAUAUGGAAGGCAGACGAUUAGAACUGAAGUUGAAUUCAUCCACAUUAAUUGUUAUAGAGAUGACGCACAUUGUAAAUAGUAAUUACGUGCAUUGCAGAGUUUAAGAAAGUUCUGGGAACAAAUUUUUAUAUAUAAUAUAGGACAUUCCGUUUUGCCCAACGUAAGUUUUUAAUGCUUUCAAUAUAGAGAUUUCAUCGCGUGAAUUUUGUUCAGAAUGGUCAAGAAAAAGAAGAAUCGUCAUCAGCUAGAACCAUCAGGACAAAAUGGAGGAUAUUCCACUGAGAGUUGUGAUGAAACCCAAGCAAAUAACACAGGUGGGAAAUGUUGCCCCCAUGUCAACAAGGCUGUGGAUAUAUCAAGAGUGAAGAAAGCAUUGCGUACUGAGGGAUUUCUUAAUGAGUGUUCAAAGUGUUUGAAGAUGCCAGCAGUGAGCAAUGGCAUCCCAGUAGGAGACAAGGUAGAAAUUGGAUUAUGGCUCUGUCUCAAGUGCGGUCAUCAGGCGUGCGGUCGCUCCAGGGGACAGCAUGCCCUGAAGCACCACCAGACACCGCGCUCUGAUCCCCACACUUUGGUCAUCAACACUGAGCUCUGGAACAUCUGGUGUUAUGACUGUGGGUGUGAGAUUGCUGCACAGUGUCGCAAGAAACUUCAUGAGUGUGUUGAAUUCAUCAAGCGGCAGGAGGAGACCCAUGGAAGUUCCAAGAAAAGCCUCCCAUCCAACCCAGCUGACUGUGAAGUCCCACCAGUGGAGCAGAUCCCUCCAGUUCAGAAAGACUGCUGUACACUGAUGACAUUACAAGAACAGGAUGUUGGAGCUGUGAAGAAUGGUGACAUUGCAUCUGUAGGGGUCGUCAUAAAAGCAUCACCUACAUCGCCAAAGAACCCUAAAGCGGCGGUGCAAGAUGGCAGCUUGCCACGAGUGAGGGGGCUGUGCAAUGUUGGCAACACUUGUUUCUUCAAUGCAGUAUUGCAGUGCUUGGCGCAGACACCAUUCCUUUUGUCAGUGCUCCAGGAAAUGAGUCAGUCGGGCACCAAAUUCCAGCUGCCAGGCUGCCUUAUGAAGGAGGGAGACCUGCCUGUGCUGGAGGGUGAACUGAGCAAGUGGGGCAAUCUCACCGAGAUCCUGGCCUCUACACUUAAAGAACUGCAGUCACCAAAACAUGAUGUAUUCAACCCAACUCGUCUGUUGAAUAAACUCAUUCAACACUGCCCCCAGUUUGGAGGUGGGGAGCAGCAUGACUCUCACGAACUACUGAGACAUCUGCUGGAGGGGGUGAGAACUGAAGAUCUGAAGAGAUACCAAAGUGCCAUCCUUCAUCUGUUUGGGCUGUCAGAGAAAUCAGACCCAAAAGAAGUGGAAGACAAGGUUCGGGUAAAGGCAAAGGCUUAUGGUCGCCAAGCAUCGGAGUUGAUGCUUCACCCUGAGCAAGUGUUUCGUGGCUUCUUAGUCAGCACUCUUGAGUGUCAAGAUUGUCUCCACACCUCUCAGCGUGUUGAGAGUUUCCUGGAUCUCAGCCUGCCUGUUAUGGCUGACAAGCCACAGCCCCCAGUGAUGCGAAGGAAGUCAAACAAUGAUGAAUCAUAUGAUGUGUAUGGCAAUGCAUCAGAGGGACCGCCAUCCAAGCAUCAGUUGAAGAAGGAGCGGAGGCAGGCAAGAAAAGAACGUAAGCGACAGAAGGGGGGUUGUGUAGAAGGGGAGAAGUCCACCACUGCCAAGGAGAACUUUGCCAAGAAGAAUUCUAGUGAGUCAGAACACAGUGAUGCAGAUGUGGAGGACAACGUGGAGCAAGAUGUCGGAUCGAAGAGGCAUGGUAUUGACCUGGGGGAGUCAGGCUACAGCUCUGAGAAAGUUGGCAAUGAGGAUUCUGCAGUUGAGAGUCCACUGUCUUGUUUUGCCAAUGGAGACUCUGCUCUGGCCAGCCCCGCUUCACCAGCAGACAUGGAUGGUUCCACAUCACCAAUGGAGAGUGGAGAUGUGACAGAGAUUAGCAAGGAGCUGGUUGUCACAAUCCCAGCCUCUCCCUUGGAAUCAGUGGGCAGUCCUCUGUCUCCCAGCCCAGUUUCUUCUGAAGUGAAUAUAGACUGCUCCAGCUCAAUUUCAGCACGUGCUCAUGGGGACUGCAUGUCCCCUGACUGUAACAGGCCUGUCUCUCGCUUUGCAUUCUGUAAUGAUGAUGACAUGGACAGUGCUGAGGGGGUGGCAAGGCUCAGCCCUGUUGAGGAUGAUUCGUCUAAUGCUAAGAUUCCUCUAGUUUCUGACUUGUGUGAGGAUAUUUCUCGGCUGUGUACAAGUUUUGAUCUAGUGACAGAGCCAGAUGUGAAUGAUUGUGGGGAGAAACAGCAUGUUUGUGGAGGAGAUGUGGGAGGAAUCAUGGAGGAAGGUAACACUGUGAUAGGAGACAUGGUUGUCGAAGUGCAGUUAAAUGGGAAGACAGCCAGUGAAGUGCAGUCAAAUGGGGACCUAGCCAGGAAAAUGCAGCCAAAUAUGUCAGUGGAUGACAAGGUGCAGUCAGCUGGGGAGGUAGCCAACUGGAGUGCCACAGUUUUGCCAAGAUACCAGUGUGAUGAUGGGGAGUGUUCCAUCCAGUCCUGUCUGAAUCAGUUCACCGCACUUGAGCUCAUGACUGGGAACAACAAGGUUGGCUGUGAGAACUGCACCCAGCAACAAAACCAGGGUAAGGAAGGCAAAUUGGUGUGCACCAACUCGACAAAGCAGCUGCUGAUAAAAAGUCCCCCGGCAGUGCUGAUCCUGCACCUCAAGAGGUUCCAAGUGCAUCGCUCCAUGUUUCGCAAGCUGACACGCCAUGUCAGCUUUCCUAUGGUGCUGGAUCUGGCACCCAUUUGUUCUGCCAUGUACAAGGACUCACUGAUGCUGAAGCCUGGAGAGAAUCAUGUGCUGUAUGCUCUGUAUGGGGUGGUUGAGCACAGUGGCACGCUUCAUGGGGGCCACUAUGUUGCCUAUGUGAAGGUGCGUGCCCCUGUACAAGACACUGAUCCACGGUGGUCAUUCCUCCCCACAGAACAUCAGGUCCCCAGUCAAGUGGUGGAGGGGCAUUCUGACAAUGCGAAGGCGCCUGCAGGGAAGUGGUACUUUGUGAGUGAUUCUCGUGUCAGCGAAGUGGGAGAGGAGCGAGUUCUUCGCAGCCAGGCCUACUUGCUGUUCUAUGAACGCUUCUUGUAGACUGAACCAUUGCCUCCCAUUGGCUAUAAUGUUCGUGAUGGAUGAUACACAUCAGUUGCGCUGCAUGAUCAGUUGGUGUUAGAAGCAGCAAUAAGGGUGAAUCUUUGAAA